Molecule: messenger RNA, 891 nt
Organism: Pisolithus orientalis
Lineage: Eukaryota; Fungi; Basidiomycota; Agaricomycetes; Boletales; Pisolithaceae
Exons: 3
Coding region: 1-891 (296 amino acids)
Source: RefSeq, a predicted model, not a curated record
AUGGUAUCUCGCUAUUGUGGAAACACCACUCCCAGCCACAUGCUGUUCGAUCCCACCCUCAAUAGGCACCUUGUGCAGGCUGCGAAUGCCAUUGCAAGAGAAUUGGGCACAGCUGCAAGGGACCAGUAUGGUGCAGCCUCUCAGGGCCUUCAACUCAUCAGUAUGCUUGAUUUGAUGGAAGUCAUUCAUUAUCUGCAUUCCACCUUUGAAAAUUGUCCCAAGCCAUUCAUUGCCAGCCAAUCACACCCAUCUUGCCAGUCUGUGGUAGAGAUGGGUAUCCUCUACUUGGCAUGCCAGAUUGAGGUGGCCUCUGUACAUCUGAAGCAGACUGCUGAUGUUAUGGGAUGGCCCACACAUUGGUUUACAAACCUAGCAAUGGACUUGAAUCAGCUUAAUAACUUGAUUCUGGUGAUGGUGUUGCAUGCCAGUUAUACUCCCCCCCUCCUGGCAUGCUACCAUGUGUACCUCAGACACCAAGAUGAUGAGGUUAGCUUCCACAAUCAAAUGCAGCUAAUUCCCCUUAGUGCAUUUAGCAUAAUCGACAAUAUCAGUGCCAUCAUCCCACAUUGGACCCCACAUGCAGCUGAUCCCAAUUCUGGCUUUGCAUUCCCUUGGUGGCUAUAUCAUUCCAAGGAAUAUGCAGCAGAUUCCCAAAGAUUGCAAGGCAAGGGAUUGUUUUCCACAGCCUGGGAUUUUUUUAAGGGCUUAUGGCCAUUGCCUGAGGCGCCAAUUGCAGACCAUCUCAACGGCCAUAUCGAGGAGCAAGUAAACUACUGCAUCAAAAAUAUUCAGAAAUAUGCCAAUGUUGUCAAUGGUCAGGGUCGACAAAUUGACCAUUUCUAUGCUAGGUGGUGGGCAUUGUGUGGGUUGUUGGGCAUGCCGCUUCAAUAG